AGUCUAGUUAGUGCUGAUAAUAAUCUACACUUGAAAUGUCUGCUAAAAUUUACUUCGUGGCUCAUUUGCUCAAAGUAUUAAUUUUCUUUUUGUGCUUAAGAAUUUCGCACAGCGGAAGGAUUAGAAGGAUUGUAAACGGAAUGCCUGUGUUGUGCGGCGAGCAGCCUCGCGUCGCAUCCAUUCGGAACUCUACCACCGGUCAGCACCUUUGUGGAACUACCCUCGUAUCGCCAGAAUUCGCCAUAACAGCAGCCCAUUGUGUUCUGCAGCCAGUCGACCAAUACGUUCUGCGGUUGAACAAUUACUGCGUUGGUGAAAACGAGACCUACCCUGAAGCAGACGUAGUAGACAUCAUUAUCUACGAUCAGUAUGACAGGUACUCGUCGACGCAUGAUAUAGCCAUCCUGCAGAUACGGCUCGAACUAAACAAUGUAACUUGGUUAAACGAGUCUGUGUUGCCAGCGUCGUCAUUUGGUUUAUCGAGUGAUGACUGCUCGAUAUACGGCUACGGGUACACGAAUCCCCUUACGACAGAAGUUUCAGAGAGGCUACUCGAAGGCAGAGUAGAGACGAUGUCGCUGGAUGAAUGCAUAGAGCGACUCGGACCGUACGUUGCCCCAGCGUACGACAGCGGUAUGAUGUGCGCAGUUGGAGAGAGCGGGGCCGACGCGUGUCAGGGUGAUUCCGGAGGUCCUCUAUUCUGUGGUAACAGUACCAUUUUACAAGGCGUAAGUAGCUACGGAAUGAGCUGCGGCGUGUCUGGUCUUCCAGGAGUGUACACGAGUAUAGGCGCUCAUCUGAACUGGAUCCGUACUGUUCUGAACAAGGGAACACAGAAUCAGACGACAGAAUAAAAAAGAUGAUUUCAUUAAAUUCUUUAUUUUCACAA
Messenger RNA from Ostrinia nubilalis (European corn borer), 889 nucleotides. RefSeq names its product serine protease 42-like. The record is from RefSeq and is a predicted model, not a curated record. Gene Ontology annotation, molecular function: serine-type endopeptidase activity. The transcript has 5 exons. Bases 36 to 854 code for a protein of 272 amino acids. Lineage: Eukaryota; Metazoa; Arthropoda; Insecta; Lepidoptera; Crambidae. Gene Ontology annotation, biological process: proteolysis.